AUGGCAGCCAUGCAGCGCUACUUGAUGAAUACGUCUUAUUUGAGUUCUCAACUCAAGGAGCUGCACUCGCUGCAUAACCGCACCGUGAGCGACUACGGUGAACUUGUGGAAAACCUCACGAAGGAGUGCUCUAUCCUGUGCGACGUUAUACCAAAUUACAAAAUAUCUGCAACGAUCGAAGAGGAGGAUGGUGGUCAGACCGGUCGCAAGCAGAAGGAGGUGUAUCAAGUGCAGAAGCUGGAGCACGAGGUACUCGUGCAGUAUGAGCACUUCCUUCAGCUUUUGCGAAGGCUGCAGAGGAAGCCGCACCCGGAGCAGCAGGCGCUCGGAAGUCGCUUGUGUGCACGACUGGUCCCCCGUGCGUCUGAGUUCAAUCAUGCGGACAAGCUCUUGUCGCUGGCAGUUACGUUUGCAAAUGCGAAAUCAACGCGUGUGGCACGACCGGCACUGACGGCGCUCGCCGAGUUACUCGACGGACAGAUGGUUUCUGAUGCAACAGAGUGCAUUGUCUCAGCGCUUUUAGAUAUUGUUCGUAAGCAACAUUAUGCCAUGAAUCCAAAGCUCCUUAAUUUGCUUUUGCAUAUACGGGUGGCGAUGGUGGACAUGCACCGCCGGGACUUGACAGAGGAAGUGGCGAAGAACAAGCGACUGAAAAAAGAAGACAAGGAAUUGGCCCGCCAGCUACAGAAGAGCAAGGCGAGGCGCGACCGCGCUGAGAUUGUCGUUAAACAGAGCCGGAUCUUGCAUCGUGUUUUUGUCAUUUACUUGCGCGUACUCGAGGCGUCCAAAUCAUGUUCCCAACAGCAUCAAACGAGGAUCCUUGCUCCGGCGCUUGAAGGCUUGGUGAAGUUUGCCCCUCUCGUUAAUGUGGAACUCCACCAACAGCUCAUUACGGCGCUUAAGGAUCUUGUAAACGACGAGGCUACCUCUGUCACUACAAAGUUGCACGCCCUUGUGUCUGUGGCUUCUCUUGCGCAGAGGGACGCAACAACGACGGCAAGCGACUGGCGGGUGGACCUUAGUUAUUUCCACGAGGUGCUCUUCCGCUGUCUCCCUGAGGCUCUUACCCUUCCGAAAUGUGUUGAAUCAAAUAAGGGGACAACUGGGGAAGGCGGGGAUGGAGACGAUGACGGGGAUGAAGUUGCCUCCCAGGGAUCUACGUCAUCUGCUGGUUCCCUUUCUUCGCAGGCCUUCUCCAUAACGGAGUCCAUGGCACAGGAGAAGUUUGUGCACUCAAAUGCAUCGCGGGAGUGGACAUUUCGCGUUGGCCUCGUAUUGCGUGCUAUGGACCUUUUGGUUUUAACCCAAAAGCACCUUCCGGUGCCACGUGUUACGGCCUUUGUUCGCCGCAUAAUGCAGGCCAUUCCUUCGUGUCCGCCCCACAUUGGCCUUUCUUUAUUGGCUCUCAAUCACCGCCUUAUGUUGCGGUAUCCGGCGGUCAGUGGGAUUGUCAUUGGUGGUAGUGACAACUUUAUAGCAGGUCGUGGUGUGUACACACCUGGGGCGACGCAGAUUGCCUCAUCGAACGCUGAUUGCAGCUUCACUUGGGAGUUGAGUCUUCUAGCAAAGAGUUUCCAUCCAACGAUGCGUAACGUAGCGGAGGUGUUUUGUAAACACUUUUACAAGGUUUCAAAGUUGACGCAUGGACAGGCUCCGGUGGUGACAAAGCAGCUGGACGCUCUUGGACCGUAUGAGUUGUUGGAGUCGCAUGACCCGUCGUCGGGGGAAAUUCGGCCGCCGCCGCCGCUUCCCGAGACGAUGAAACGAAGAAAGUCUGGGAAAUUAACGGCCGGUGUAAAACGUGCUCACAAUGAUGAGGCAUCAGAUCCCGCUGGUGAGUAG
Messenger RNA from Trypanosoma brucei brucei TREU927, 1842 nucleotides. RefSeq lists its product as hypothetical. Gene Ontology annotation, cellular component: nucleolus. Lineage: Eukaryota; Euglenozoa; Kinetoplastea; Trypanosomatida; Trypanosomatidae. The transcript has a single exon. The coding region runs from base 1 to 1842 and encodes 613 amino acids. Gene Ontology annotation, biological process: DNA replication initiation. The record is from RefSeq and is a predicted model, not a curated record. Gene Ontology annotation, molecular function: chromatin binding.